AUGCCCAGUUGUAGCCCGGCCAGUCGACAAAGCUGUGGGGAAGAAGCCAAGGCAGCUGAGGCGCAGGCGCGGUCAAUUUCGGGGGAGGCGGGGUCGGCUGCGGCCUCCUUCCCCGCCUUCCUCUCGGAGGCGAAUGGGAGGCCUGGGCGGGGAAGAGCCCGCUGGGUCCCCUGGGCUAGGCUCGGCCGCCGCCUUCUCCUCGGCGGCCCGCCCUGCGCCCCUCGCCAGUGCCGCUCCGCCAUGGCCUUCGCCGCCGCCUCCUCCGCCGCGGCCGUUAAGAAGCUGGCGGUGAAGCACGUGACCGUGAUCGGGGGCGGCCUGAUGGGCGCCGGGAUUGCCCAGAUUGCUGCAGCAACUGGCCACAGUGUGAUAUUGGUGGACCAAACCGAUGAAAUAUUAAGUAAAUCCAAGAAAGGAAUUGAGCAGAGUCUGAAAAAGUUGGCAAAGAAGAAGUUUGCAGACAAACCUGAGGAAGGUGCUCAAUUCGUUGAGAAGGUCUUAAAGAACGUGACAACAAGCACAGAUCCAGUUGCUGUAGUACACAGCACCGACCUUGUUGUGGAGGCCAUUGUGGAAAACAUAGCGGUGAAAAAUGAGCUUUUCAAGACGCUGGAUAAGUUUGCACCAGAACACACAAUAUUUACUAGUAACACUUCAUCCUUGCCAAUUACAGCCAUGGCCAAUGCUACUACUAGGCAAGACCGAUUUGGGGGCCUACACUUCUUCAAUCCUGUGCCUUUGAUGAAACUUGUUGAGGUUGUCAAGACGCCAAUGACCAGCCAGAAGACUUUUGAAUCGCUCAUGGAUUUUACCAAAGCACUGGGGAAAAGCCCUGUUUCUUGCAAGGACACUCCUGGCUUUAUUGUUAAUAGACUCCUUGUGCCAUACCUAAUGGAAGCUGUUCGGCUUUUUGAGAGGGGAGAUGCAUCCAAGGAAGAUAUUGAUGUUGCCAUGAAGCUGGGGGCAGGCUAUCCCAUGGGCCCAUUUGAACUUUUGGACUAUGUCGGCUUGGAUACCAGUAAAUAUAUCAUAGAUGGGUGGCAUUUGUUAGAGCCUGACAAUCCUCUCUUUGCUCCAAGUCCGCUGCUGGAUAAACUAGUAGAAGAGAAGAAAUUGGGAAAGAAAGCUGGAGAAGGAUUUUACAAAUACCAAUGAAC
Molecule: messenger RNA, 1157 nt
Organism: Euleptes europaea (tarantolino)
Lineage: Eukaryota; Metazoa; Chordata; Lepidosauria; Squamata; Sphaerodactylidae
Gene: HADH
Product: hydroxyacyl-CoA dehydrogenase
Exons: 8
Coding region: 1-1155 (384 amino acids)
Biological process (GO): fatty acid beta-oxidation
Cellular component (GO): mitochondrion
Molecular function (GO): NAD+ binding; (3S)-3-hydroxyacyl-CoA dehydrogenase (NAD+) activity
Source: RefSeq, a predicted model, not a curated record